This is a messenger RNA of Didymosphaeria variabile, 1197 nucleotides long. RefSeq lists its product as uncharacterized. Bases 1 to 1197 code for a protein of 398 amino acids. The record is from RefSeq and is a predicted model, not a curated record. The transcript is spliced from 2 exons. NCBI's taxonomy places the organism in Eukaryota, Fungi, Ascomycota, Dothideomycetes, Pleosporales, Didymosphaeriaceae.
AUGUUCGCCAAAGCCGCCUUCUUCAACGCGCUGGUCAGCGCCGUAUCCGCAGAGAUUCUCUGGGAUGGACGCUUCAACGACCUGACAUCGAGCGCUGAUCUCGAGAAGUGGUCUUUUUCCAACCCGGUCGGUCCUUACCAGUACUACAUCCACGGCUCCGGCGACGUGACCGACUACGUCAACCUCGACAGCACCUUUAAGAACCCCGCCGAUACGGGUUCAAAGCAGGGUGUCAAGAUCACCAUCGAUGAGACGGCCAAGUGGAACGGGCAGACCAUGCUGAGGACGGAAUUAAUACCUCAGACCAGCGCCGCUAUUAACAAGGGCAAGGUCUACUACCACUUCUCUAUCAAGACUGCUGCCGAGAACGCCCCAACUGCCACCAACGAGCACCAAAUCGCUUUCUUCGAGAGCCACUUCACGGAAUUGAAAUACGGCGCGAAUGGGGGCAGCAGCACCAAUCUACAGUGGCACGUCGGCGGCGUGUCUAAGUGGGAUGUUGAGCUCGUCGCAGACGAAUGGCACAACGUUGCCUACGAGAUCGACUUCGAUGCUGGCUCGGUGUCGUUCUACCACUCGACUGGCAGCGAUGCGCUCACCAAGACCGCUGGUCCGUUCGAUGCGAGCACCUCGUCUAACGGUGCUGACUGGCAUCUUGGUGUUCUUCGUCUUCCUGGUAGCAACGAUGCUGAUGGUGCCGAGGACUGGUUCUUCAGCGGUGUUUACGUUGAGAGUGGAGAGCUGACCACCUCGAUCGCAAGCGCUGGAGGAUCGAGCGACGAUAGCUCUUCGGCACCUGCUUCAAGCGCUACUCCCGCCUCAAGCGCCGCCCCUGUGUCCAGUGCUGCUCCUGCUUCCAGCGCUGCGCCUGUUUCCAGUGCUGCUCCCGUCUCGAGCGCUGCCCCUGCUUCCAGUGCUGCUCCUGUAUCCAGCGCGGCUCCUGUGUCUAGCGCCGCUGCCAGUUCUUCCGCUGUCGCUGCCUCUUCCACUGUAGUCGCAGAUGUUCAGACUUCAGCUCCUUCGUCUGCCGCCGCUUCCACCGCAGCUGCUCCUACUACCCUCGCAACUGUAGCUGCGUCGCCAACGUCAGCGGCUCCCAGCGCCUCGUCUGCCGCCUCAUCCGACGCUGCUCUUCCCGACGAGUUCACCAUUCAGGAGUUCGUUGCGUGGCUCAAGGCUGAGACCGGGUCUAACUAA